AUGGAGUCGCUUGCACUUGAAGUCGUCGAUAAGAGCACCGGACAGAUGACCGUGUUUACAUCAAAGGUCAACGAGGAAAACAAGCUGGAAUUAAAUCUUCUAUACUAUACACCGUUGUCUGAAUUUCCUGAGGGAAUUAGCAAGAUGAGGAAACUGAAGGUAUUGAGACUCUGUACAGACAACAUACACUCUAUUCCCAAAACUAUUGCCAAACUGAGGGAACUAGAAGAGCUAGAUUUGCUUACAAGUUAUCAUGGGUAUGGUGAGGAACCAUCUUUUUUGGAAGGCGUUGGUCUGCACGAGGUCCCUACUGUUGUUUGUGAUCUUCCAUGUCUGAAAGCUUUGUCUGUGUCUGGUAACACUCGAAUCCCAUUGCUGUUUGAUGAGCUAAUGUCAUGUCAACUACCCAGUACUCUUGUGGACGUGGAAAUGUCGAAAUGCCAUUUGACACAAGCGACUUUGUCCCUGAUUUGCAACAAUUUGAAACUGCGCAGAUUGGAUUUAUCAAUGAAUUUUCUGCAGUCUGUUGAAUAUUGCAGCACAGGGACGGAAGGAGAGUCAACAGUCUUGAAUGAUUUAGAAGAGCUGGAUUUGUCAGGGAACAUGGAUCUCCACACAUUUGCAUUAGCAGGUCUCACCAAGUUGAAAGACUUGAAUUUGAGUUGCUGUAUGAACAUACAGCAGCGACAACUACAAAUGAGUGACUUCCAUUGUUUAGAGAGACUGGAUUUGUCUGACAUCUUCCUAGGAGUAUUUCCCACAUUUUCACGUUUACAAGGGAUGCAUGUCCAAACAUUGGAUGUGUCUGACUGUAAUUUAGAAGAGAUACGGUCAGAGUUGAUGUUAUUUAACAUUUCCUAUGAGCUGGAUCUUUCUGGAAACAUGGGAUUAUCGUGUCUUCCCAACAACGUAUGGAAUGGACUUAACUUGGAGAUAUUGAAUCUAAGCUAUUGUGGUAUAUCAAGUGUACCCAAUACAGAAGUCAAUAUUAGGAUAAUUAACCUGAAGGGAACUUAUGUCACUCAUCUUCCCAAGAAGUUUGUCUUUAGUCAUAAACUUGAGAAAUUGGAUGUAUCUAGAUGUCCACUAGUGUCUCCACCCAUUGAAGUGUGUGAACAAGGGAUCAGUUUUAUAAGGGAAUAUUUGCAUGAGUUGGAAAGGGUGGGUGGAGUACGACGUGGCAGAAUAAAGAUUCUAGUGAUUGGAAUUACAAUGGCAGGAAAAACAAGCCUCGUUGAAGCACUGAAGAGUGGUAACCCAUUUCUGGCAGAACCCGAUAAGAGAACUAUAGGUGUGGAAGAAAAAGUAAUAAAGCUGGAUGAUAAAGUAGAAUGCAAAGUGCUGGACUGUGCUGGUCAGAAGACAUACAUGCUAACCAACCAGCUGAUGGUUAGUGAUAAUUCACUAGCAUUGAUUGUCGUCGAUGGCAGUCGGUAUCAGUUCACUGCACAAUGUUUUCAUUCCAACAUUGGAAAUUUUCUGCAAGUCUUGUACGAGAGAAACAGCAGAUCUCACGUUGCCAUUGUGGUCAGUAAAGUCGAUCUGAUGGUUGACAUGUCAAGAGAAGAAAUGAUUAAGAAGUGGAAUGAACAUCUGCACACUUGUCUACAUCAAUUCCUGGAGAUCAGACGAGUUCAGAUCAAGCGAAUGGCGGCAAGCAUUGCAGCCAGUGAUUCUCGUAAAAGCAAAUACGUGUUAAAGUGUCUUCAAUUUUUUGAAUCACAGCAAAUAACUGUUGAAGAAACGGUAAUGGUGACGAGUGCAGCCACACACGAAGGAGUGGUCAGCCUAAAGGAUCGUUUAAGAGAAUUGUGUGUAGAUGAAAGUCUAUUGCCUUCACUGCACACAGAGUUGCCAUCAUCGUGGGUGACCGUAGAAGACAAGUUGCUUAUACCACAAUCUGCCACAUCUGUUCCCAUUACAGAUGUCUUCUAUGCAGACCUAGUGUGUGCAAAGCACGGAUUGACAGAAAAAAGGUGUCGUGAGUUACUAAUCUACCUGCACCGGGUUGGAAGCAUUUUGUAUUACCCAUAUCAAAGGACUUUAUCACAAGUUUUCUUUCCUGUUCCACCGUUUGUGGUCAAUGUGCUGAAGACUGUUUUCAGACACGAUCACCACCGUUUGGAAUAUGGCAGUCGCUUUAUUGAGGUAGACAUAGCUCCUGAGCAGUUUGAGGAAAUGAAGCUUGACCUUGUUUUUAACGGCAUUGCGAGGGUGCCUAUGCUGCUGGCAUUGUGGAGUGAGUUCCACCUUACUGCAGAUUGUUAUGUGGACGUGUUUAUUAAGCUUUUUCUUGCUCUGGACUUUGCUUAUCUCACUGGCUCAUCAGACGUUGUAGUUCAGGAACUGUUGGACACUCUUGCAGGUAGACACAUGAUUACAUCAACUGUCUCAAUGUCUACAGACACUAUCAGUAUGACUUCAGAUUCAUCUAGGGACACUAUUAGCAUCACAUCAGAGUCAUCUAUGGACACUACAAGCGUCACAUCAGAUUUAAAUAGUCAAGUAAUAGGAGAAAACCAGCAACCAGUUCAGACACACAGUUGCGAAGAAAUGAUUUCUAAGUUUAAACAACAUAAUGUAGGUUUACUUUUGCCAUGGUUACUCAAUGAUGAGGAACCAGAUGAUGUGAGUCAACUUUGGUGUGCAGAUCUACCAGAUGGAGUGAUGCAAGUUGUGGUCAAAUAUUCAUUUGCAUAUGAUUGUCCUUUGGGUUUGUUUGAACGACUGUCUGCUUGUUGUCAUCGUCAUUCUAAUUAUAUUCUUCAUUGGAGCAGUGGACUGCUGAUGUGUUAUGGUGCGGUGACUUUGCUUUUCAGGCGCAGCAAGAAUACUUCAUACGGCUUUAUAUGUCUCAGUGCUAGAGUAGUGAAGUCACAUCACAGUGUUGGCAGAUUGUGGCAUGUUCUUCUGCGUUGUGUGUCAGAUAUGGAAGGGCUUCUUCAGUCUCUUCCUGGUGUUCUCAUUGAUCGAUCCAUCUGCGGGGGAUGUUCUUCUACUACAAGUAGAAAGUCUCUUCUCAAUCGACCUAAACAGUUUGUGCCAAAUGCAAAAUGGGGACCGUUCGCAGUAGAAACUGUAGCUGGAAGUUUUAAUUCAGAGAUGUCGGAACAUGUACAAACAGUCGAGCAAGUGUGUCCAAGUGUAAAGGAAGGUAUACCUCUCUCUGAAGUUGUUUCAUCAGAAAGUGGAAAUUCAGUGGAUCAAAAGGUGCUCCAACAGAUAGCAGCAGAUAUAGGCAAGUGGUGGCCUAAACUAACAAGUAUUAUUGGUACUGGCCAGUCCACGGUGUCAGAGCUGCGUGAAAAGGAUUCUGACCCCAGGUUUGCCCCUGCAGCAGCAUCUCGUAUAUUGCGUGAGUGGCAAGAGUCAAGAAAGAAUGAAUUGAAGGUAUUUGAAUUGUAUGAUGCUCUACUUAUUGCUGACAUUCCAUCUGAUCCACAACGGCAUUUGAGUGAUGUCAUGUCACCCGAUGCAGCAUCUGGAUUAGAAAAAUCUAAAGAGACGGCUGCACGUGGUGAGACAAGUCGAGCUGACUCUGAGACGGUCACUCCACAUAUCAUAGAGAAAGUAGCCGAAAAUUGUUCAGAGCGUUGGCAUGAAAUAGGUAUAUACCUUGGAGUUUCACGUUCAGUGCUGACUGAAUGUGACCGACCUCUGUACACAUUGAAAGAAAAAUUGCGUAAAGUUUUGUCAUUUUGGACAGAUCAAAAUAGACAUUCUACAGUUAAGCAAUUAUUGUCUGCUUGUGAUGAAGCUAAAGUAGGUGGAAUAGUGAGGAGAAUAUUGGAGAGCGAUGCAGCAGACUGAAUUAAUUUAGAUAUGGCAUAAGAGUGCAUAUGCUUUAGGUUUUAUCAUGUUAUCUUAUAAU
Messenger RNA from Corticium candelabrum, 3871 nucleotides. RefSeq names its product malignant fibrous histiocytoma-amplified sequence 1 homolog. The coding region runs from base 1 to 3810 and encodes 1269 amino acids. The transcript is spliced from 3 exons. Gene Ontology annotation, molecular function: protein binding. The record is from RefSeq and is a predicted model, not a curated record. NCBI's taxonomy places the organism in Eukaryota, Metazoa, Porifera, Homoscleromorpha, Homosclerophorida, Plakinidae. Gene Ontology annotation, biological process: signal transduction.